Pieris macdunnoughi is the source of this 780-nucleotide messenger RNA. Lineage: Eukaryota; Metazoa; Arthropoda; Insecta; Lepidoptera; Pieridae. The record is from the annotation of a GenBank genome assembly.
AUGUCUGUUCCGCCAAUUUACAAUCCGGUAAUACCAUGUGUGCAUACAAUUCCCGGGGGUAUGUACCCAGGCCGUAUGAUCCGCUUUCAAGGAACUGUUCCUCCUGGUGCCCAAAGGUUUGCGAUAAACUUCCAAUGUGGUCCCAACACCGAUCCCCGUGAUGAUAUAGCACUUCAUCUCAACUUUCGCUUCAUUGAGAUGUGUAUAGUGAGGAACCACUUGACUGCGAUGAACUGGGGAAUGGAGGAGACCAGUGGCGGUAUGCCCCUUGUGAGAGGGGAAUCCUUUGAGGCCCUGAUACUCUGUGAACCUCAGUCAUUGAAGGUGGCAAUCAAUGGUGUUCACUUUUGCGAGUUCCCGCACCGUACACCGUUCCAACGUAUAUCGCAUUUAACUAUUGACGGUGACGUCAUGGUCAAUUUUAUCGGAUUCGAGGGCGCGCAGCCGCCUACCCAGAUGUAUAUGUCUGAACCACCGGCAUAUGGGGCAUAUGGAGCUCCGCCCCCCGCCUACGGAGCCCCGGGGUAUGGUGGUCCUCAAGGUUUCCAAGCGGGUAUUCCUCCCAGUUCAGGCGGUUACGCUACAACAUAUGCCGCACCGCAACAGCGACAAGGGCUCGGUACGGGCGCAGCUGUAGGGUUGGGAGUUGGUGCCUUGGCGGCAGGAGGUCUGGCUGGUUACGCCCUGGGCGGUGGAUUUAGCAGUGACAGCCCUACUCGUGAGGAACCGCAAGUGGUUGGAUUCUCUGAAAGUUUCGGCGGUGACGAUUGGGCAGAGUAA